Molecule: messenger RNA, 1068 nt
Organism: Ahaetulla prasina
Lineage: Eukaryota; Metazoa; Chordata; Lepidosauria; Squamata; Colubridae
Gene: SLC25A26
Product: solute carrier family 25 member 26
Exons: 11
Coding region: 445-975 (176 amino acids)
Biological process (GO): transmembrane transport
Cellular component (GO): mitochondrial inner membrane
Molecular function (GO): S-adenosyl-L-methionine transmembrane transporter activity
Source: RefSeq, a predicted model, not a curated record
UGGCUGCGCCCAUGGGAAGCAAGGUUGCAAUGUAGUUGCCGCAUCUCGAUGGUUUUCUGAGCUCGCAUGGAUCGUGGGGAUUUCUUGGUCUCCCUUGCGAACUGAUCCAUGUUUAUCUCCGGAUAGGAAGAUAUUGAGAGUUUCUCCACUGCUGGAAAUUUCGGGAGGAAUACCAGAUCUUGAUAUUUUUUCAGUUUAUGCUUGGCUGGUGGGCUGGCUGGUGUGUGUGUGGACCUGACAUUAUUUCCUUUGGAUACAGUCAAAACUAGACUGCAAAGUCCCCAAGGAUUUAAAAAGGCUGGUGGUUUCCGUGGCAUUUAUGCUGGUGUUCCUUCUGCUGCCAUAGGAUCUUUUCCAAAUGCUGCUGCCUUUUUUGUCACUUAUGAAUAUACGAAAGCUGUCCUGCACACAGAUGCUUCUCCAUAUUUCACUCCAAUUAUUCACAUGAUGGCUGCCUCCUUUGGAGAAAUAGUCGCUUGUCUAAUACGAGUUCCUGCUGAAGUUGUGAAGCAAAGAGCACAGGUGUCCCCGUCUUCCAGUACCUUACGGAUCCUUUCCCAAACCGUCUAUGAAGAGGGUAUCCUAGGACUCUACCGAGGUUAUAAAAGCACAGUAUUAAGAGAGAUUCCUUUCUCUCUAGUACAGUUUCCUGUAUGGGAAUCUUUAAAGGAACUUUGGUCAUGGAAGCAAGGACACGUGGUGGAUUCUUGGCAGUCGGCAGUCUGUGGAGCAUUUGCAGGUGGAUUUUCAGCUGCAGUGACCACUCCUCUGGAUGUAGCCAAGACAAGAAUUAUGUUGGCAAAGACUGGCUCCAGAACCGCAAGUGGGAAUGUGUUAUCAGCUCUUCAAGGUGUAUGGAGAACCCAAGGGAUAUCUGGUUUGUUUGCUGGCAUCGUCCCUCGAAUCUCUUCCAUCAGCCUUGGAGGUUUUAUCUUUCUCGGGAUGUAUGACAAGAUCCGAAGCUUGCUUUUGUGAUUUUGGUCAAGAGGAACAGCUGGGGAGCCACUAUCCCACUCACCCCUCCUUAAUUCUAAGGAAAAAAAAUACACAUUCAAAGUUAUUCCUUUA